This is a messenger RNA of Musca vetustissima, 1180 nucleotides long. RefSeq names its product mRNA-decapping enzyme 1A (gene DCP1). The transcript has a single exon. NCBI's taxonomy places the organism in Eukaryota, Metazoa, Arthropoda, Insecta, Diptera, Muscidae. Gene Ontology annotation, molecular function: mRNA binding; enzyme activator activity. The record is from RefSeq and is a predicted model, not a curated record. The coding region runs from base 3 to 1157 and encodes 384 amino acids. Gene Ontology annotation, cellular component: P-body. Gene Ontology annotation, biological process: deadenylation-dependent decapping of nuclear-transcribed mRNA; deadenylation-independent decapping of nuclear-transcribed mRNA; positive regulation of catalytic activity.
UCAUGAUGGCAGAUAAGAGCAAAACGCGUAUGAACUUGGCUGCAAUCAAAAAGGUCGAUCCUUACGCCAAGGAUAUUGUAGAUACGUCAUCUCAUGUAGCAUUUUAUAUAUUUGAUUCGGAUCAGAAUGAGUGGGAGAAAACGGACGUUGAGGGUGCUUUCUUCAUUUAUAGUCGCAAUGCACAACCAUUUCACAGUAUUUUCAUUAAUAACCGCUUAAAUACAACCUCGUUUGUGGAACCCAUUACACCACAUCUGGAACUACAGGCCCAAGCACCCUUUUUGUUGUACCGCAACGAAAGGUCCCGUAUCCGAGGUUUUUGGUUUUAUAACAGCUUGGAAUGUGAUCGCAUAAGCAAAUUGGUUAGCGACCUGGUACACACAGUAGCCAGUACAACUGAAAACGGUUCACACGUUAAUAAUGAUGCAAAGGCAGGCAACAGCAAUAACAAUAAUGUCAACAUAUUUAAAAUGUUGUCCAAUGCACAACAAGAGUUCAAUAACCAGAACCAAAAACAGCAAGCGCCUUUGAAAGCUUCGGGAAACGUUUUGAAAUUUUUUGAAGCCGCUAAACCAACAACUGAUAUCGCUUACACACCACGAAUAUUACCCAAUACUUUAUUAGUAGAACAACUUGAAAAACAACAGCGCGAUAUACAGCCAGCGCAACAACAGCAGCAGACAGCCGGUUUUGAAGAUUCGACCGUCACAAAACGCCUAUCGUGCUCCUUGCUGGAAAACUCUACAAAUUCCUUGCACAACCAAUCAAUACCACGACCUGGUAGCACUUCAACAUUGGACAAUACGGCUGUGUUAAAUAGAGGCCCCGACUUUGGCUUUGCACAGGCCCUAACAGCGGCGACAUGCUCUUCUACGUCAAAUAUUGGCGAACAGAUAUCACUUAGCAAAAUCUUUUCAAAUCUGAAUUUUCAAAAAAGCUUGUCACAGGCAACAGAGGUUGCCAAGCCGGCACUUAUGCCCCCAACAAUGUUCGACAAACCAUCAUCGACUACGCCUUCUCAAACCAAUUUUGCAGAACAGGAACACAAGGAGCCUCUCACUAAGCAUCAGUUUAUACAAGCGUUCAAUUAUCUGAUACAAAACGAUGAUGAUUUUGUAGAUAAAUUACAUGAAGCUUAUCUUAAGACCUGUCAAUAAAACAUUGAUAAAAAAUGUAAAAA